Molecule: messenger RNA, 495 nt
Organism: Botrytis porri
Lineage: Eukaryota; Fungi; Ascomycota; Leotiomycetes; Helotiales; Sclerotiniaceae
Exons: 3
Coding region: 1-495 (164 amino acids)
Source: RefSeq, a predicted model, not a curated record
AUGGCUACCGCAUUGUCCACAGUCCUUGUAGUCGACGACAUGGAGAAAAUUUCCGAUCCCAUCAACAGGGUUGUUCCAAGCAAGGAGUACAAGUGGUGGCCCAAAAACAUCGAUCACAAAAUCACUCCCGAGUGUCGUAGACUCCUCGAGAAAUAUAGCAAGAUUUCGCCGGAGGAUGUUCGCCAACACAUAUAUGACAAUCGUGAAAAGGCAUGGGCAAUUCGCCCAUAUCCGUGCACAGGUCUGGGUCGCUUCCUUGAUAAUCUUCUCGCUCAGUCGCCAGCAUAUAAAGAUAUUGUUGUGCGGCUCAAGAGCGGAGACUCAUCCAUUGACAUUGGAUGCUUCCUCGGUCAAGAAUUACGUCAAGUGGUGUGGGACCUGAAUGGUGCGCCCACAGAUCAGCUUCAGGUCGUGGACAUUGUCAAUCAUUGGGACUUGGGCUAUGAUUUCUUUCGUGACAAGGAUACUUUUGAAGUUGAUUUCUUUGGAAGAUGA